Messenger RNA from Exophiala aquamarina CBS 119918, 2142 nucleotides. RefSeq lists its product as uncharacterized. The record is from RefSeq and is a predicted model, not a curated record. Gene Ontology annotation, molecular function: carboxypeptidase activity. The transcript has 2 exons. Bases 1 to 2142 code for a protein of 713 amino acids. Lineage: Eukaryota; Fungi; Ascomycota; Eurotiomycetes; Chaetothyriales; Herpotrichiellaceae.
AUGAAGUCCCUCUGUUCGUGCGGCUUGAUAUUGCUUCAGGCCUCCGCUGUGCUUGGAUGUGCUAAAGACAUCUCAAACCAGGCAAUCUUCGACCCUCAUGUUGCUCUAGCAAAGCGCCAAGAGACGCCGUUCCCUCCAGUGCUGGACUCAAAUGAGGCCAUUUUAGUCAAUUCAAUUGACAAUGCCAGUUUGGAGGACUGGAAUUACUACUACGCUCACAGCUAUCAUUUGGCUGGUACCAACCAGUCCCUGGCUCAAUGGACGGCCGAUCGAUGGACUGAGUUUGGGUGGACGGCGGGAUUGACAACUUACUACGUGUACCUGAAUUACCCAGUGUCCCAUUCAUUGUCCUUGUCGUUCUCGAACGGGUCAACUUGGGAAGCAACGCUCAAAGAAGCAGCACUACCAGAAGACGACGUGACGAAUUGGCCAGAUAGCAUUCCGACCUUCCAUGGCUACUCUGCCACUGGAGAUGCGGAGGCCGAGUACGUCUACGUUGGCCGUGGACAAAAGGUUGACUUCGAACGACUUGAGGCGCUAGGCGUAUCUGUCGAGGGCAAGAUUGCUCUAGCACGAUAUGGUGGGCCUUUCCGAGGCUUGAAAGUCAAGAAUGCUCAAGAACGUGGCGCAAUUGGCGUCGUCAUCUUCACGGACACAGCAGAUGACGGUAACGUCACUGAAGCAAAUGGCUACGCUGCGUAUCCCCACGGCCCAGCACGGAAUCCAACCUCAGUACAGCGUGGUAGCGUUCAGUUCCUGUCAACAUACCCAGGAGAUCCCACUACGCCUGGAUAUGCUUCACAUGAAGGCGUUCCACGAGCUGAUAUCUCUCCCGUCACCCCUCAGAUCCCCUCCAUUCCAAUUUCUUAUAGUGAAGCGCAACCAUUGCUUUGGGCUCUUGAUGGAUACGGCACUAAUGGUUCAGUCGUUAACCGGACAAAUUGGGUUGGUGCGCUCAAUGCUACCUAUUCAACAGGGCCUGCACCAGGAACCACAAUCUCAUUGUCGAAUGUCAUGGAAGGCAAGAUCACUCCUAUCUGGGAUGCAAUCGGUGUCAUUAAUGGAACGAGUCAAGAUGAGGUGAUUGUUGUUGGAAAUCAUAGAGAUGCCUGGAUCAUUGGUGGGGCCGCCGACCCCAACUCAGGCUCUGCUGUCUUAGUAGAGCUUGCAAAGGCAUUUGGUAACCUUCAGAAGACCGGGUGGAAGCCGAAGCGGACUAUUAUUCUAGCUUCGUGGGAUGCAGAAGAAUACGGGUUACUAGGCUCCACCGAGUGGGUUGAGGACUACCUUCCCUGGCUGAAGGGUGCUGCUAUUGCAAACCUCAACGUCGAUAUUGCUACUUCCGGUCCAAACCCCGACUUCUCAGCCACACCAGAUCUUCAUAAAAUUGCCAUGGAGCAAAUGAGGAAGAUCAUCUAUCCAUACCGAGGCUACAACAACCUCACUCUAUAUGAUGUCUGGUUUGGUCUGACCAAAGGAGAAUGGGGUGUACUUGGCUCCGGGAGUGAUUACACUACAUUCCUGCACAACGGAAUCAGUGCCAUCGAUAUCGGCUCCGGGGGUAGUGGUAACGACCCAGUUUACCAUUAUCACUCAAAUUAUGAUACAUGGCACUGGAUGACAACAUAUGGUGAUCCGGAAUACCUCCAGCACAAAGUCAUCGGUCAGUUCGUAGCCCUUCUGCUUUACCAUUUGGCAAACGACGACAUCAUUCCCUUGGACGUCGAGAACUACGGCGUGCAGAUGACUGACUACUAUGAAACGCUCCUUACAACCCUCGAUGCAAACAACGCCACCAACGUGGAUACCGGUCGAUUAGAAGAGGCCAUCGCCACUUUCAAUGAAUCCGCCACUGCAAUCACUGAGGCCAUCUCUGCGGCAUCAACUGAGGAGGAGGUAGCUGCUCUCAACACCAAACUCAAGCUCUUCAGCCGUGGAUUCGUCUCGUCUGGCGGUCUGCCAAACAGAAAAUUCUACAAGCAUGUUGUCUUCGCCCCUGGCUUGGAUACCGGUUAUGCUCCCGUCCUGUACCCGGGAAUUACGGAGGCCAUCGUUGAAUAUCAAAACGAAACGCAGGCGCAAGAAUGGGUCGAGAAGUCUGCAGCAGCCAUCGAGGUUGCGGCUGGUAUUCUCGCACCAUGA